AUGGCGUCUUCAUUCGACCAAAGUCCCCUCUUACCGGGUAUAAAGGUCCUCCCCUCCGCUCUCAUAGCCACCAUCAUGACCAAUCUCGACAUCCGCUCUAUCCAAUCACUCGCAUCCACUUGUAAGACCUUCCGCUCCUGCGCCGCCCACAUCCUGUCUUUCAUCCCCACCUUCCACCUUUUUGAUAUAGCGCCGUUGAUGGAUUUGUUGAGACCUUUGUUACCUUCAAACCCGUACUUGAGGAGCCUAAAGAGCUUUGCCACUACAAUUGCGCCGACUAGUUGUGGAGGCUACAAAGCAUUGCAUCCUAAGAUCUGUCAACUAGCUGAAUCAAACUAG
Molecule: messenger RNA, 339 nt
Organism: Fraxinus pennsylvanica
Lineage: Eukaryota; Viridiplantae; Streptophyta; Magnoliopsida; Lamiales; Oleaceae
Source: the annotation of a GenBank genome assembly